AUGAGGCCUGAAAAACCUAAACAAGAAAAAUGGACAUCUCAGAAAUCUAAAAAAAAACUCGGACUCUCCGAUUCAAAACUCCUCAUCCGAAAAGCCGCUGAGCUCCGUCGCCUCUGCGAUGUACACUUCGAUUCCUCGAUCAUCGGCGUCGGCGAAGUUGCCAAAGCUAUCAUCUGUAUGGAGAUUGCAGCAACGAGGCUAGGUGUUCUCUUUGAUCGAUCUUCAGCAGUGAAACUCAGUGGAAUGUCUGAGAGAGCUUAUAUCAGAUCUUACAAUUCACUUCACAAUGGCAUUGGUGUCAAGUUGAAGCUUGAUGUGAGAGAAUUGGCUAUUCGAUUUGGUUGUGUGAGGAUUAUACCUUAUGUUCGCGACGGUCUCAAGCUUUAUAAGGAUAUGUUUCUUGCUUCGUUGCUUGCUGCUCGCCGUGCUAGUGCUGAUUUUACUCGUCCGAUGUUCAUGGUUGUUGCUUUUUAUUUAUCUGCAAAGAAACAAAAGCUUAAAGUUUCCACUUCUAUGAAAGACUUGUGCCAUGAUGUUUUUGGGGUAGCUAAAGAAAAGAAAGAUCCUACAGAAUUAAAGACCAAUAGAGAUCUGCUUGAUGUAUUGCCAAGCAAAAGAAAAGCUGAGGAUGGUGGCUAUCCAUAUGAUGAUGGAGUAGAGUACUAA
Vicia faba (fava bean) is the source of this 666-nucleotide messenger RNA. The record is from the annotation of a GenBank genome assembly. NCBI's taxonomy places the organism in Eukaryota, Viridiplantae, Streptophyta, Magnoliopsida, Fabales, Fabaceae.